AUGCAUUUGAAGCGACAGUUAGAAGAAGAAUGCAUGGAGUUACUAAUUUCAACACUCUUUGCUUUCGCACUGGCGGACAUCGAUUCUACGAUUACCCGCUUUGCCAGCCAGAUUAAUAUUGACGGUACCUAUGCUUUUGAUACAGCACAAUCUAAUGGAGCUGCUUUUAGAGAGUUUGGUAUAGGCGGCCAAUAUGCGAAGGGAGCUUAUGAAUAUUUCUCACCUGAAGGAGAACAUGUGCAAGUCGUUUAUACAGCUGAUGAAAACGGCUUCCAACCGGAAUCGAAUUUCUUGCCAACACCGCCACCAAUACCAGAAUAUAUACUAAAAGCUAUAAAAUACAUUGAAGAACAUCCAACAGCAGAGGAACUGGCUGAUCGUGAAGUCCGGGCGAAGCAGCUGUAAAUUAUUUAAAUAUUUUAAAUAAUUUUUGUUAAGAAAUCACUUUUUGU
Teleopsis dalmanni is the source of this 452-nucleotide messenger RNA. RefSeq names its product larval cuticle protein 4 (gene Cpr65Ea). The record is from RefSeq and is a predicted model, not a curated record. Gene Ontology annotation, cellular component: chitin-based extracellular matrix. NCBI's taxonomy places the organism in Eukaryota, Metazoa, Arthropoda, Insecta, Diptera, Diopsidae. Bases 1 to 405 code for a protein of 134 amino acids. Gene Ontology annotation, molecular function: structural constituent of chitin-based larval cuticle. The transcript has 2 exons.